CCAUCUGGCCACAUUCUUGGGUGCCCGCGAGCUGGUCAAGCUGCUUCUCGAGCGGGGCGCCGAUCGGUCCAUCAAGAACUCGAAAGGAUUUGCCCCCGUCGACCUCGUUGACGACCCCGAGAUCAAGCGCAUCUACGAGUCCAAUUGAGCGGCCGGAAUACGAGAGUGUCUGGCUGAUGGCCCUGCGUCCCAGCAUCCGAAAUAAAGGCCUGCAUGCGACCGCACCAGACAGAUCUUUUCGAGACCAAAGGGCAGCUGCAUCGGCAGCGGUUGUGUUGGCUGUUGGCGCUGAUUGCGCCAGCACGCACUUGGCUUUGGCUUUGGCCUUUGGCGAUUGCACCUUUCUCCCCUCAUCGCACCCAGCACCAUCCCAUCCCAUCAUCGCCAUAACCGCAGCCGCAGCCACACCACACCGCAACCAAGCACCACCGCCAGCCAGCCAUGUCCGACCUGAAGCAGAGAAAGCCGGCCCCCGCGGCCGAUCCCGCCGUGUCGUCCAAGGGCAAGCAUGCCAGCGACCCCUCCGCCAAAAGCAAGGGCAUCCGCAAGACAUCCUGCCUUGCGGCCGUCGGCUGGGCCCUGGUCUACCUCGUCGGCGCCGUGGGCUUUGCUCUGUCCGUCUCCAAGGUCACCACCGGCACCUACACCUUUGGCCAGAAGCUGCCCAACGUCCACCACUUCCUUCCGGUACGGCCUGCCGCAUCCUGUCGUGGCGACCCACACGCAAAUUCACUCCCGAAGAGCUCGCCCAGUACGACGGCAGCGAUCCCGACAAGCCCGUCUAUAUCGCCAUCAGAGGCAAGGUCUUUGACGUCACGGCCGGCCAGCAGUAUUACGGCAAGGGCGGUGGCUAUUCGUUCUUUGCCGGCGUCGACGCCUCAAGAGCAUACGUCACCGGAUGCUUCAAGACGCAUCUUACGCAUGACGUCCGUGGACUCACCGAGGGCGAGAUUAAGUCGAUCGACGGAUGGGCCGAUUUCUACGAAACGCAUGAAAAGUACUUUUACGUCGGCGAAGUGAUCCACGAUCCGAUUCCCGAGGACGCACCGCUUCCAGAACCCUGCUGAGGCACGCCGGCUUGUUCGAACGGGGGCUUUGGGCCUGUUGUCAUCCACUGUAGUUGAUGAGGAGCGAGUGGCAGCACGGACAUGGCCCGGCAG
Messenger RNA from Polychytrium aggregatum, 1160 nucleotides. Its product is annotated as cytochrome b5-like heme/steroid binding domain-containing protein. The transcript has 6 exons. The record is from RefSeq and is a predicted model, not a curated record. NCBI's taxonomy places the organism in Eukaryota, Fungi, Chytridiomycota, Chytridiomycetes, Polychytriales. Gene Ontology annotation, cellular component: membrane; endomembrane system. Bases 177 to 1067 code for a protein of 296 amino acids.